AUGGCAGCAACAUUAGCUGGUCAAAGCUUAAGAUUUGAUAAUUCGUUUUGGACAACUGAUCAUUAUGCUACUGGGAUGAACAUCCUUUAUGAUAAACUCGAACAAGGAAAAGUAGAAAAUGAAGAGAUAAUAACAUUCUUAAGGGAAAGAAUUUCCGUAGAAGAAACAUAUGGAAAAAGAUUAUGUGACUUGUCAAAGUCGAGCAGUCGUAAAGAUGGAUUUCUUCGUGAUGACGGAGCAUCUUUAAGGCGUUCAUUUGAGACGGUGAAAAGUGAAUGUGGAAAAUUAGGCGAGUCACAUUUGGAGCUUGCAGGAAGCAUAUAUGAUUUAGUGCUUCAACCGUUGCUGAAGUAUUCGGAAGAGCAUAAUAAAAGAUUGAAAUCAAGUAAUGAGGAGAUAACUGGCUAUUUGAAAUUAUUUGAUAAAAUGAGCGCUGAGGUUGAAAAGGCACGCGUUAGUUAUGUCACAAAAUGUCAGAUUGCCGAUGAAUUAAAAGAGAAGGCAGAUCGAGAAGCAGAGGAAAGGCAAAAGUUGGAAAUAACUUCAGAUAAGGGAAAACAACAAGAAAAGGAACAACAAGCAAGCAUGAAGGCAGCAGUUGUGCUUGGUGAUCAGGCAUUUACCGAGCUAGAGAUAAUGAAAUUUUUAGAACGUAUGAGAGAUGAGAUUGAGUCACAAGAAGUUCGGAUACCUUUUUUAGGAGUGUAUAAUGAUGUUUAUUCCGGAGAAGAUAUUACCAGAUGGUUACAAGAAAAUCAUCCGACUGCAGAUAGUUGGCGUGAAGCUGAGAGUAUUGGGCAAGAUUUGGCCGAUCAAGGUUUUAUAAAACUUGUUGGUGCAUAUGGUAAUAGAUUUACCGGGAGUCCUUCGUCAUAUUUUCAAUGGAAGAAGAAAUCAUUUGAUUUAAAGGAAACAGAAGAUACAGUUAUCAAAACAAAAGGUUGGAGCUUCCCAACUAUUACAUCAUCUAGUCAGCCACCUGAUAAACGAGCUCGUAGAGAAGCAGAUGAAGCAGACGAGGCUUAUAGACAUGCUAUAGAUCAUAUGAGUUUCUUGGAAAAGAGUGAAUUAGAUCGUAUCAAAACAUCCAAAGUAUCGUUUCUAAAUUAUGCAGCAACUUUUGGUAGUAUAAUAUCAGCUAUACAAUCAAUGUCAGAAAAAUUACUUAUUUAUCACGAAGCAUUGAAACCAGAACAUGACAUUCAGUUUAUGAUUGAAAGAUAUCGAACUGGCCCAUUUAUUCCUCAAGUUAUUCUAUAUAAUAAUCAUUAUAGUGGAAGUGCUAAUGAUCAAACAUUUGGAGUUCCACUUGAAGAAAAAGCAAAACAUGAUUUGAGAUUUAUUCCACAGAUUGUCACAAAAUGCCUUAGAUCGGCAAGUUGGAGUGAUAAUGAUAAAAAACUUUUAUGGAUAACAAGUGUUCCCUUGGCAUCAAUUCAUUCACUGAGAGAAGAACUAAAUGACGGAGGAAAGAUUACAUUAAAAAAAUUAAGAGAAUAUGAUUUAGCAAUUGUUGCUGGAAUAUUGAAAUUAUAUUUUAUGGAAUUGCCAGAAUGCCUUCUCACUUUUGAGCUCUAUGAACCUGUUAAAAUGUUAUAUUCAAUAAGUCCAGAGGAUCAAGAUGAACAGACAAAAUUAUCAUCUGUAGCAAAUUUGUUAAAUACUUCGUUACCAGAAGGAAAUUAUCACACAUUGGAAGCAUUUGUAUCACAUUUACACCGAUUUAUUGUAUCAACGCAAGCUGAUGAUUCAUAUACGACAAUACUUGCACAGAUCUAUGGAUUCAUUCUAUUACGUCCACCAAAUGAAUCCACAGUAUUUCUUCACGAUAAACACAACCAACGUCUAGUCAAAGAUCUAAUACUUCACUAUGAAACCAUUUUCAAAAAUCCCAAUAACAACACAUCAUCAUCGAGUCUUGUUGAUGAGGUGAUGAAGCGAUCUGGGAGUAGAGAAUCAUUGGCAUCAAAUAGAUCUUCUCGAUCCAAUAGAUCAUCAGCAUCAUCAAAUCAUGUCAGAGAUUCUUCACUUUCUAAUCGAUCGUCAAAUCAUGUUAGAGACAGUGUUGGCGGCGGGUCCACUAUUAGCGGAAAGGGAAUACAUUCUCGUGAAAGUUCCAUAACCAGAAUUACUAAUACUAAUAAUACUGCUGGUGAUAGCAGUGAUACUUCUAAUCCUAGAGGUUCUCCCGUCACAAUUAUGUCAUCAAUAAAUUCUAUGGAAAAAAGGGGUCUUAAAUCAGCAUCUUAUAAUACUUCAACAGAUCAAAGUUCACAAGAUUCCUUAAAUCAUUCUGCAAUUAUACGUUCUAAUUCUGGUCAUUUCUCAAUACCAAAUCAUGCAUUUAUUUCUGAGGAUGACACAUUGGAACAUACUAAUCCCAAUCUUAAGAUUGGCACAAUGUCUGGUCAUCAAUCCAAAUAA
Messenger RNA from Entrophospora sp. SA101, 2424 nucleotides. The record is from the annotation of a GenBank genome assembly. Lineage: Eukaryota; Fungi; Glomeromycota; Glomeromycetes; Entrophosporales; Entrophosporaceae.